Messenger RNA from Myxocyprinus asiaticus (Chinese sucker), 2057 nucleotides. RefSeq names its product UDP-glucuronosyltransferase 2A2-like. The record is from RefSeq and is a predicted model, not a curated record. The transcript has 6 exons. Gene Ontology annotation, molecular function: UDP-glycosyltransferase activity. Lineage: Eukaryota; Metazoa; Chordata; Actinopteri; Cypriniformes; Catostomidae. The coding region runs from base 239 to 1846 and encodes 535 amino acids.
UAUCUGCCUUUGAUCUCGUAGGUGGCUGGUCCACUACGAGACGAGAGAACUGUAUGACUAGACAGCUCUUAUUUCGCUCAUUCCUUGACUGCAUGCGUUUGGCCUCUCAAACGAGCCUUUAUUCUUACCUCUGUUUCGAUAGUAACUGAUAGUUCUAGCGACUUUCAGAUUGGUCCACACCGUUCCUCUUUCCAAAUAAAAAAAGAGAGGUGUCUCCAUUACCACGAGUUCUUCUACCAUGCACUGUUUGGGGAAGUCUUGCACUCUUUUUUUCAUCUUUCUAUUCAGUGACUUCAGCUUUACGCACGGAGGUCAUGUCCUCGUGUUACCCGGAGAAUACAGUCACUGGUCCAACAUGCGCAACAUCGUGGACGAACUAUUAGACCGAAAUCACAACGUGACAGUGUUGGUGAACUCAGCCUCACCAUCUGUAAACUUCAGACAGCGGGAGAGGUUUGAAUAUCUGGUGUUUGAUGUACCUCUGGAUGCACAUGAGGUGCACAGUCUGAGUGAACAGCUGCUGGAUAUCUGGAUGCAACACCCUAGACCAAACAUUGUCCGGAUCGGUCUCCAGAUUAUGAACUUGCUGGGGAAACUGAACACAAUGCAACGGACCAUGUGCGACUCCAUGCUGCGAAGUGAAGAGCUGAUCAAACGCUUGAAGGCGUUUAAGUUUGACGUGCUCUUAUAUGAUCCCAUGAUCAUAUGCAGUGACCUGCUUGCUGAGAUUCUGGAUCUACCAAUUGUCUUGUCCCUCAGGUUUUCACUGGGAUUUUCCAUGGAGAGGAUAUGUGGACACAUGCCCGCACCACCCUCUUAUGUCCCAGUUCCCCCGACGGAGAUGACAGAUCACAUGAGCUUCGUGGAAAGAUUAAAAAAUGUGAUCGUGUAUGCUGUUUAUUCCUCUGCAUUUCGGAUGGCCUCUAUCAGUUUGGAUAAUUACUACAGUGAUGUAUUAGGCAAACCUACAACAAUGUGUGAGACCAUGGGAAAGGCUGACAUCUGGUUGAUUAGAACUUACUGGGAUUUUGAGUAUCCCCGACCGCUGCUGCCUAAUUUUAAAUUUGUUGGAGGAUUACACUGCAAACCUGCAAAGCCUCUUUCACAGGAACUGGAAGAGUUUGUCCAGAGCUCAGGAGAUCAUGGCAUUGUCGUAUUUUCAUUGGGUUCCAUGAUCAAUAACCUGACAAUGGAAAGAGCAAACACAAUAGCUUCUGCUCUUGGUCAGAUCCCGCAAAAGGUUGUUUGGCGUUACAGCGGGAAAACGCCAGAAACCCUUGCCCCGAACACAAAACUCUAUGACUGGAUACCACAGAAUGAUUUGCUUGGACAUCCAAAAAUGAAGGCCUUCAUUACUCAUGGUGGUACUAAUGGACUAUAUGAAGCUAUUUAUCAUGGUGUCCCAAUGGUGGGCUUACCACUGUUUGCUGACCAGCCUGAUAACCUAAACCACAUGAAAACAAGAGGAGCUGCUGUUAUGCUUGACAUCAACACAAUGAAGUCCAAAUACCUGGUGGAUGCUCUCAAUACUGUCAUAAAUGAUCCUUCGUACAAGAAAAGCAUCAUGAGGCUGUCCAGAAUACACCAUGAUCAGCCAAUGAAGCCCCUGGACCAGGCAGUGUUCUGGAUUGAAUUUGUGAUGCGCAAUAAAGGAGCCAAAUAUCUGCGAGUUCAGGCACAUGAACUUAGCUGGUAUCAGUACUACUGUCUAGAUGUAGUUGCUUUCUUACUCACAAUUGUUACACUGAUCAUAUUUAUCUUCAUCAAAAUAUGCUGCUUCCUUUUCCGUAAAUGUUUCAGAAAGACUCUUCCUGAUGGAAAAGCAAAAAAGAAUAAAAAAGAGUGAAUGCACAGUGUUAACUUACCACAGUAACGUUGACCUUAAUUGGCAGUUCUUCUAAUUCUUUUGCUAUGUGUGUCGUGGCUAGUGUGCAUUUUGUGUUUACUAUAAACUGUAUUGUUCUUAAAGCUUUUGUAAUGCUUUGGAUAAAAGCAUUGUAAUAUGAUAAAUACAUAUCAUACUAUGUGUCAAUAAAAAUACAAAGGUAAAAUAUGAA